GCCCUCCCUCUCUCUGUGUUCUGUUUACCAACCUCACUUUGUAUUCCUGACUCACUGUUUUCGGGGCCUCUACAGGACUUGCGCAUAAUCUCUCAACUUUAGCAGCCCUUUUAUUUCCAUCUCAUUCCGACAGUCUCCCAAUUCUCGUCAGAGCUGACCUCUCCCGAAAAACCCCUCCCUAGCAACCUGCCCCGCUCCCUUCACAACACAAACCACCAUGUCGCGCCAUCGCGUUAAGGCCGUGAGCUACGACGAAGACGACUUCGACGACGGUUAUGACUCCCCUGAUCCCGAGGAACAAGAGUUUCUUCAACAGUGCACUACGGAGGUCCUGAACCAGCUGCGCGCGGGGGACCCUUCUGUGACGGCGACUCGCGAUGAGGUUCAGGAAGCGCUUUGGCACUAUUACAAUGAUGUCGAGAAGUCGGUGAAUUACUUGAGGAACAAGAAGGCGAAGGAAAUCAAGAAGAAGGCUCCAGCCCCGGCUGCAGUACCGGCUACGAAGGCGAAAGGCCCAAGCCCCGACGACGUUAUCCUGAAUGCUCAGAGCUCUGCAAAAGGCUUCAAAUCGAAACAACCUGCUGCGAAGGCGGGUGACAAGAAAUCUCAGGCUGGUUUGUCUGAAGGCAUGAAUAAUCUGAGUGUGGAGGAGAAGGUGAAUGUCAAGAGCAAGAACCUGGAUGUGCUGUCUGAGUACCAGAAAUCGCAACGGAAGAAGGCCAUGAAUUUUGCCGUUAUCGGUCACGUUGAUGCAGGGAAGAGCACAUUGAUGGGGCGUCUGCUGGCUGAUCUCAAAGCUAUUGAUCAACGUACCCUAGACAAGUAUCGCAAAGAAGCGGAGAAAAUCGGCAAAGGAUCGUUCGCCCUGGCGUGGGUAUUGGAUCAGGGUUCCGAAGAGAGAGCUCGAGGUGUUACUAUUGACAUUGCAACGAACAAAUUUGAGACGGAAAAGACGGUCUUUACGAUAGUGGAUGCUCCAGGUCAUCGUGACUUUGUGCCUAACAUGAUUGCCGGCGCCAGCCAGGCCGAUUUCGCCGUCCUCGUCAUUGAUUCGGGCACGGGUAACUUCGAGUCGGGACUCAAAGGUCAAACGAAGGAGCAUGCCCUGCUGGUGCGGAGUAUGGGUGUUCAGAGGAUCAUCGUUGCUGUGAACAAGAUGGACUCGGUCCAAUGGGACCAAGAGCGCUUUGACGAGAUCGAACAACAGGUGUCCUCGUUCCUGACGACGGCUGGGUUCCAGGCCAAGAACAUCGCCUUUGUGCCCUGCUCAGGAAUUAGCGGAGAUAAUGUCACCAGACGGAGCGAUGACCCGAAUGUCUCAUGGUACAAGGGUCCUACAUUGAUCGAGGAGCUUGAGGCCACCGAAGCGUAUUCGCACGCCGUGGACAAGCCACUCCGGAUGACCAUCGGGGAUGUCUUCCGUGGAAGCGUCCAGAAUCCUCUUUCGAUUUCGGGGCGCAUGGAUGCUGGCAGCCUACAGGUCGGCGACCAGAUACUCACGAUGCCUAGUGGCGAAAAGGCCACGAUUCGGAGCCUGGAAGUAGACGGGGAACCCAGCGACUGGGCGGUGGCGGGUCAGAACGUCACGUUGAACUUGGUCAAUAUUGACCCGAUCCACCUCCGCUCUGGCGAUGUCAUCUGCCGUGCCUCGGCGCCAAUUGCCAACGUUACUUCCUUUACGUGCAAAGUGCUGGCCUUUGACCAUCUGUUGCCUAGCAUGGUGGAUAUCCACCGGGGACGCCUGCAUGUACCCGGAAGAAUCAGCCAGCUGGUUGCAACUUUGGACAAGGUGUCUGGUGCGAGCAUCAAAAAGAAGCCUAAGAUUGUUGCACCCGGGACCGUGGCACGGAUAGUGGUGGAGAUGGACCAGGCUGUGCCCCUUGAAGCGCCUACACGCAUUGUCCUACGGGCAGGAGGUGAAACUGUUGCCGCUGGAUUGCUAGAGUAAUAGUUAGAGACGGAUACAUGUCAAUAAGCUGUUCUGCAUAUAUAUAUAUCCCUUCAUGCCAGUCUAAGA
This is a messenger RNA of Aspergillus sclerotioniger CBS 115572, 2017 nucleotides long. RefSeq names its product putative translation elongation factor EF-1 subunit. Gene Ontology annotation, biological process: translation. The record is from RefSeq and is a predicted model, not a curated record. NCBI's taxonomy places the organism in Eukaryota, Fungi, Ascomycota, Eurotiomycetes, Eurotiales, Aspergillaceae. Gene Ontology annotation, molecular function: GTPase activity; GTP binding. The coding region runs from base 218 to 1948 and encodes 576 amino acids. The transcript is spliced from 5 exons.